Molecule: messenger RNA, 2623 nt
Organism: Dermacentor albipictus
Lineage: Eukaryota; Metazoa; Arthropoda; Arachnida; Ixodida; Ixodidae
Source: RefSeq, a predicted model, not a curated record
CAACGGUCCAGGAGGAGCAACCUUGGUUGUCCUAAAGAUGCAGAGUCAGAAGAUUUAGAGUAGGUCCGGCGCUCCCCUCUCGGAAGAUCUCGCCCGAGCGGGAGGGGCGGCGCCUUGUAGGGUUGCGUCGUCUUAAGUGAUGCGAGUGAUCGUCGUAGCUCCGUAGCUUCAUGAAGAGCACGUUUGCCUGUUUUUUUUUGUGUGUGUUCUCUUUUUGAAGUGAGAGCGACCUGGCGCCAGCAAGCUGACCACUCGGCAUGCAUUGCGAAAGAAAGCGAGUGGGAGGAGAGAUCCGGGGGACGGACCGGCCAAGGCAGGGCCUCGAUGCAAAGAAGGGACUUCCCCGGGCGCUUCCGCGCUUUUGUCUGCUAGCGCAUGUAGUAGAAUCGCCUUUCCAGAGCUCAUUUGCUCUACCCUCCUUUCCCACGUGUACGGAGGUUCCGAAGAGUCGCGUCCACGGUGACCAUUGGCUAUACCUGCUUCUCGUCCGUUUCUUUACUGUUUUCUUUCCUUCAACGAUGUCGCUCUGUUCUCAGGAUGAUAUUCAGGUAUAAAAGCACCGAGCGUCCGUUGGCUGGGCCCAAGCUUCUCUGGUCUUCGUGGUCAUCGCCUCGGCGUCGCAAUCACUUCUAAGAGCACCGCCAUGAACGCAGUUCUCACCACCGUUCUCCUCGGCUUGGUCUCUGCCGCCUCCGCCGGCUUCAUCGGUGGUUACGGCGGCGGCUACGGCGCAGGACUCGGCGCCGGCUACGGCGCUGGCUACGGAGCCGGUUAUGGCGCAGGCUCAGGCUCUGGCUACGGGGCCGGUUAUGGCGCCGGUUCAGGUUCCGGCUACGGCGCCGGUUACGGUGCAGGCUCCGGCGCUGGCUAUGGCUCAGCCGUCGCUGCCGCUCCUGCCGCAGUCGUGAGACCUGCCGCCGUUGCAGCCGUACCAGCUCGCACCACAACCUCUUAUGGCACCACCACUACCACUGUGACCACCUUGCAUGGAGCGGGAGCUGGUGGUCUCGGUGGCGCUGGUGUCGGUUAUGGUGCCGGCAGCCUCGGCUAUGGAGCUGGUGUCAGCCUCGGAGGAGCUGUUCUUGGGUCCGGUGCUGGCUAUGGCGUCGGCGUUGCCCCCGUCCCGGCUGUCGCCGUCGCUCGCCCUGCCGUCGCUGUGGCUGCUUCCCCCGCUGUCACUGUGGCUGCUUCUCCAGCCGUUGCUGUGGCUCGUCCCGUUGCUGUCGCCGCACCGGCUGUGUCUGUGGCUCGCCCCAUCGCUGUCGCCGCACCGGCCGUGUCUGUGGCUCGCCCCAUCGCUGUCGCCGCACCGGCUGUGUCUGUGGCUCGCCCCAUCGCUGUCGCCGCACCGGCUCUGGCUGUGGCUCGCCCCGUGGCUCUGGCUCGUCCCGUCGCCAUUGCUACUCCAGCUGUGGCCACCGUUGCCGUGGCUCCGGCCGUAGCUGUCGGGGGUGGUCUCGGUGGUGGUUACGGGGGUGUCGGAGCUCUCGCUAGCGGCUACGGUGUCGGCUACGGUGUUGGCUACGGUAACGGAUAUGGUGCUGGUUAUGGUCGUGGCUAUGGCGCCAACUACGGUGCUGGCUACGGUCAUGGUUACGGGGCUGGCAUCGCCAAGCUCGGCGUUACUUACGGCCACGGAGCCAAGUGGUAAACACAUAUGGAACGUUUUUUACAUCUUAGACCAUCACCAAAUCUGGAUUCACGUUGACUGUAGUGGCCAUUUCUAAUUUAUUUUUGUGUGCGUCAUCAGGAAGGUGUUAACGUCAGAAUAAUACCACAAGGCUCACAUCUUGUGACAUGGACACGUCCAAAUAUGGCACUAUUAUAAAAAAAAGCUUUAAUAAAAACACGCGUUUACUUCGCUGUGAGCGUUGUUAAUAAAUAAAGAAAAGUAGUUAUUACGCAUCAUUGCUUGCUUAUAUAUUGACACACUCUGCUGGUUACGGCAAGUAAGUAGCCAUGGCCAGAAAAGGCGAGUGUCCUUGUUUUGUUAAGACGAAGAGUUUUGAGAGUUCUGUGACAACAUAAGCCUGGUAUAUCAAGGUACAGCGCGAUGCUGUGUUUACGCUUAUUUACUGAACAUGAUGGAAAAUUAGAAUCGUAAGAAGAUGAGCCAUGAAGAUAUACGAAAGACAAGGUUACUCUGAACAGAGUUUAGUGAAGGAUGAGGGCUGCUUAUCUGUUAUGUGUGAAGAAACGCAGAUAAAGACCAGCUGGGGCCGCUAGAAGAAAUAAAGACGAGAGUAAUUUAUUUCAGCGAACUUUAUUUCAGCGCGGUUGCCUUUGAGGCUUUUACCAUAGACCAUGUUUUUCUUUUGAUGUUUUCCAUUUUAGCAGUUUUGCAAUCUCUAUAUUUGUUUCCCCUUUAAGCUUUGUCUGACUUCACGUGUGCUUCGGCUAAUCGCAUUUUAUAUGCAACCAUAUCGAGAACCUUUAUCCUGCCGCUUAUUUAUAGGACAUUGCGUCAGGAUUUGUAUGUUUGGGUUUGUCUUACGUGGUUCGUAUCAUACAGAAACGUGUUUUGAGCUUACCUUUUGUGAUAAAUAUCUUUAUAUAUUGUCAGAAGUGAGAACGGUGCUUAUGAAAGCCGGUGUUCCCGAAUAAAAUUGCAGUUGGCAGGUCA